GUAAUUUUUUUUUUUCCUUCUAAACAGGGCCAUGCACUGUUAAUCAGAGAAAUUGAUGUAGAGAAGGUAUCCACAUUUGAUAAUCCCUAUGUAGAUGCAAUAAAAUAUCUAUGGAAUGAUCCUGGGAUACAAGAAUGCUAUGACAGGCGAAGGGAAUAUCAGCUGUCUGACUCUACUAAAUACUAUCUUAAUGACCUGGACCGUAUCGCUUGUAACGGAUAUCUACCUACCCAACAAGAUGUGCUCAGAGUCAGAGUGCCCACAACAGGAAUUAUUGAAUAUCCAUUCGAUUUACAAAGUGUCAUCUUCAGAAUGGUCGAUGUAGGAGGCCAGCGAUCAGAGAGGAGGAAAUGGAUACACUGCUUUGAAAAUGUCACUUCCAUAAUGUUCCUUGUAGCACUUAGUGAAUAUGAUCAGGUCCUGGUGGAGUCCGACAAUGAGAACCGGAUGGAAGAAAGUAAAGCACUGUUUAGGACGAUUAUCACAUAUCCCUGGUUUCAGAACUCCUCAGUCAUCCUCUUUCUCAACAAGAAAGAUCUCCUGGAGGAGAAAAUAAUGUACUCUCAUCUAGUUGAUUAUUUCCCUGAAUAUGAUGGACCACAGCGAGAUGCACAAGCAGCAAGAGAAUUCAUCUUAAAGAUGUUCGUAGAUCUGAAUCCAGACAGUGACAAAAUAAUCUACUCUCAUUUCACCUGCGCCACAGAUACAGAGAACAUUCGCUUCGUCUUUGCUGCUGUCAAGGACACUAUCUUACAGCUGAAUCUGAAGGAAUACAACUUGGUCUAA
Staurois parvus is the source of this 786-nucleotide messenger RNA. NCBI's taxonomy places the organism in Eukaryota, Metazoa, Chordata, Amphibia, Anura, Ranidae. The record is from the annotation of a GenBank genome assembly.